AUGGCAGGGGUCAGUUGUUCAGUGGUUCGCCUGGCUGAUGGUGGUGAAAGAUUCGGACGUUUGGAAGUUUACUAUGGAGGACAAUGGGGAACAGUCUGCGAUAAUGGCUGGGAUAUAGCAGAUACUAACGUUGUGUGUCGUCAGCUGGGAUUCUCUAAUGCAGCUUCCUUCUCUAGUGGGUCUGAGUAUGUUGUAGGGUCAGGUCGAGUAUGGAUGGCUGAAGUGAAGUGUCACGGAGAUGAACACUCAUUAUUGGAUUGCCCACAUGACGGCUGGGGAAUGCACACCUGUACUCAUAGCAAGGACGUUAAUAUGGAGUGCGUUUGA
Porites evermanni is the source of this 327-nucleotide messenger RNA. The record is from the annotation of a GenBank genome assembly. NCBI's taxonomy places the organism in Eukaryota, Metazoa, Cnidaria, Anthozoa, Scleractinia, Poritidae.